GUAAACGUUAAAGAUGUUUAAAAUACUGUUGAUUGUAGCUGCCGUUGUUUGCGGCUGUAAUUCUGAGCUGCUUCGGGUCCCACUCAAGCGUUUCAAAACAGCCAGGCACCAUUUUUCAGAUGUCGGCACGGAGUUGCAUCAAUUACGUAUUAAAUAUGCAAAUGGUGGUGUAGCUCCUGAACCGCUUUCCAAUUACCUAGAUGCGCAAUACUAUGGCCCAAUAUCUAUUGGAACUCCCCCGCAGAGCUUCAAAGUAGUUUUUGAUACAGGUUCCUCAAACCUCUGGGUACCAUCGAAGAAAUGCCAUUUAACGAACAUCGCCUGCUUAAUGCACAACAAGUACGAUGCUACAAAAUCUAAAACAUACGAAAAAAAAGGCACCGAAUUUGCCAUACACUACGGUUCUGGUAGCUUGUCUGGAUAUUUAUCAUCUGACACUGUAAAUAUCGGUGGACUGAAUAUUAAAAACCAAAUUUUUGCCGAAGCUAUGAGCGAACCCGGACUAGUAUUUGUUGCAGCGAAAUUCGACGGUAUUCUUGGCUUGGCUUACAAUUCGAUAUCUGUGGAUGGAGUUAAACCCCCAUUCUACAGCAUGUAUGAACAGGGUCUUAUCUCGGCACCAAUAUUUUCCUUUUAUCUUAACCGUAAUCCUGCUGCACCUGAAGGAGGUGAAAUCAUAUUUGGUGGGUCAGAUCCAGAGCAUUAUGUCGGAGACUUUACCUAUCUUCCUGUAACCCGCAAAGCAUAUUGGCAAAUUAAGAUGGACUCCGCUUCAAUUGGCGAUUUGCAGCUUUGCAAAGGAGGAUGCCAAGUUAUCGCCGAUACAGGUACCUCAUUAAUUGCUGGGCCCACACAGGAAACCACUGCUAUUAAUCAAGCUAUAGGAGGAACACCUAUAAUGGGUGGACAGUAUAUGGUUUCGUGUGAUAUGAUACCUAAACUUCCAGUAAUUAAAUUUGUAUUGGCCGGAAAAACGUUCGAGCUAGAAGGCAAAGAUUAUAUAUUGCGUAUCGCGCAAAUGGGCAAAACUAUUUGCUUAUCCGGUUUUAUGGGCAUGGAUAUACCACCACCAAAUGGUCCACUAUGGAUUCUAGGAGAUGUAUUCAUUGGUAAAUACUAUACUGAAUUCGACAUGGGUAAUGAUCGCGUUGGUUUUGCCACGGCAAAAUGAAUUUAAGUAGUUAUAAAAAUAGAAUAAGUCUGAUUGGAGGGAGAAUGAUAUGAAGACAGAAAUUGAAUAGAGUACUAUCUAUGGCGAGUAAAUUUCCAUGCAACAACAUGUGGCGAUUUUGUGUGCAUCAAAUGUAUUUUCAGGCUUUAAAUAAAUAAAAUUGAUAAAUCAAAUAUAACCUCGUA
Molecule: messenger RNA, 1356 nt
Organism: Rhagoletis pomonella (apple maggot)
Lineage: Eukaryota; Metazoa; Arthropoda; Insecta; Diptera; Tephritidae
Product: lysosomal aspartic protease
Biological process (GO): proteolysis; cell death
Cellular component (GO): lysosome
Molecular function (GO): aspartic-type endopeptidase activity
Source: RefSeq, a predicted model, not a curated record